Pseudozyma hubeiensis SY62 is the source of this 1167-nucleotide messenger RNA. RefSeq names its product unsaturated rhamnogalacturonan hydrolase. Gene Ontology annotation, biological process: carbohydrate metabolic process. The record is from RefSeq and is a predicted model, not a curated record. The transcript has a single exon. The coding region runs from base 1 to 1167 and encodes 388 amino acids. Lineage: Eukaryota; Fungi; Basidiomycota; Ustilaginomycetes; Ustilaginales; Ustilaginaceae.
AUGACGUCCACCGACACCGCCUACCAGCUCUCGCCCGACACCGCAUCCUCUCUCGUCGAAAAGCUCAUUCACAAGCUGCUCCACAACGAUGACACCUCUGGCGAGUUCCUGCUUCCUCUACCCGACGGUCGCGUCAUCGACACCAAAGGAUGGUCCGGUUGGGAAUGGACGCACGGCAUCGCCCUCUACGCGCUCUUCGAACACCACCUGCUCACCGCCUCCUCCUCUUCGCUUCACAUCAUCCACGAUUGGUUCCGCGACCGAUUCGCUGAAGGCGGUACCACCAAGAACAUCAACACCAUGGCGGCGCUCCUCUCGCUCGCUUUCCUCUACGAAUCCUCCCCCACGUCUCACCCGGAAUACAAGCAGCAUCUGAUCGAAUGGGCGGAGUGGGUGACGAACGACCUACCCCGGACGGAGGAAGGUGGCUUUCAACACAUCACGUACGAGCUCGAGAACAAGGGUCAGCUGUGGGACGAUACGCUGAUGAUGACGGUGCUGCCGUUGGCAAAGAUCGGGAAAGUGUUGGGAGUGGAGAGGUACGUGGAGGAGGCCAAGUAUCAGUUUUGCGUGCACAUCAAGUAUCUGUACGAUGCAAAGACGGGAUUGUGGUUUCACGGGUGGACAUUUGAAGGAAGACAUCACUUUGCGGAGGCGCAUUGGGCUAGGGGAAAUUGCUGGAUCACGUUGGCGAUCCCACUGCUGUUCCACAUUUUGGGCGAGGAGGAUGACGAUCUGAAGGAUCGAGAUUCUUUCUUUGCAAGACACUUGGUGGGGACACUGGAAGCGCAGUUGGACGCAUUGGUUCCGCUGCAAGAUGAGAAAACGGGAUUGUGGCAUACACUGCUCAGGUACAAGGACUCGUACGUCGAGUCUUCGGCCACGGCCGGAUUUGCAGCUGGAACAUUUUUGGCGUUGAGGUUUGGGUUGAUCAAGGAUGACACGAAGAAGAGCAAAUACAGCAAGAUGGCGGAUCAGGCGUUGAAAGGUGUGGUGGGGAUGAUUGCCGAAGAUGGACAGGUGCAACAGACUUCAUUCGGCACUGCCAUGGGCCACGAUUUGGACUUCUACAGAAACAUCGCCAUCACACCCAUGCCGUACGGCCAGGCACUCGCACUCUUGGCCAUCGUCGAGAAGAUGGCGCUAAGUCAAACAGCUGCUGGCUAG